UAAAGCAAUGCUUUUUUUUGCAAGAAUUUAUUUUUGAGCAUGAAUUUAUUAAAAGAAUGAAAAAAAAUGCUGGUAACAAAUGUGUCACAACUAAACUAAACGAAGCCCAGCUAAAGUAUGUAUGCAAUAAAAAUUAACGCGAGCUUGUGAAUUAGCCGCGAGUGUGGGAAUUUCAUUGUGCAAAGCGCAGAGCGUGCGUACCUUUGCAAGCGUUUUAAUGCUAGAAAAUACACCCAAAUAUUUAUUUUAUAAAUAAAAAAGUAAAAUUUGUGACAAAUAAAAAAUAUUUGAAUUUUUAUUUUGCAAAAACAACAAACAAAAUAAAACGCCAGCUCUUUGACGGUUCAACAACGAGUGUAUGCGUUUGAUAUUUACCACCAUCUCACCGAUCAACAGCUGCAGAAUGUUAAGAUUUUGGUGAAUCUUUGAAAUUAGAAAUCUAAAAACUGCCGAAAAAAACUUGCCAGUCCCUUGUGAUUCAAAUCAAAAUGUCAUUAAAUCAGGGAAAAUAUAAGCCAAGCAUUUGCGCCAUCGACGAGGUUGACGAUCGCAGUAUCAAAAACGAUGAUCUCCAAAAGCAACAGAUCGAGGGUAGCGAGACGGCGCCUUUGACCACGAACCAACAGAAAUUACACAUUGAACCGAGCACUCGCACGGGGAAGGAUGUCGAAUCACAGAUCGAUGAUAAUAUCGGUGGCAAUGGCAAUAGCAAAACGGAUGCACAUGCUGGCGAUGCAGGCGGUGCAGCUGCUAAUGGUUUUCGUGCUUUCCUACUUCCAGGUCGCCUCUCAAUGGACGCACUCAUGCAAUUGUCACGUAAACGUCGCAUUCUCUACAUAACGACUGUCUGCUUUUGUGCCCUACUCUUAGUCAUAAUUGUUAUGAUGAUUGCUUUCUGGCCAGAUGUGCCUUUCUAUUUCCGCGCCGAGCUGUGUCUUGAGAAGGAAUGCGUACAGACUAGUCAACAGUUGUUAUUAUGGGCCAAUAUCUCUAAGAAUCCCUGCCAUGAAACGUACGAAUGGGCGUGUGGUAAUUUUGAGCGUGAAUAUGCGGAGAAUGAUUACUAUGUAAUAAAACGCGGUGAAUGGAAUUAUAAGACGUACAAUGAGUAUGAGGAACUGAAUGAACUCAACCGUUUCAUAUCGAUGCUGCCCACGUCUGGCUCCUCGGACACAGCAGAGUCUAUGAUUUCCAGUUUAUAUAGAUCGUGUCGUGAAAUCGAUACGCUUGAUAAGAGUCAAUCGGAUUUGUUGCUACGAAAGGCGAUUAAUUUUGUGGAGGGUUGGCAAGCAUUUCGCGAUUCUUUCCACCUACAAAGUUGGGAAUACAAAAAGGCUUUAGUGCAUCUUCAGGCAAUUUAUGGUAUUUUUCCAUAUUAUAAGAUCAGCGUAGAGAACCGCUACAACAAGCCACACGAGUAUAUUGUAACCUUAGAUGAAGGCGAGAUUGGUUUACCUGAUCGUUAUUUCUAUAGCAUAGAUCAAAAUGAUGAGAUAGUACGUGGCUAUAAACUGUUACUUCGUGAUUUUGCUAUUAAUAUGGGUAUUGUAUCACGCGAGGCUGAACUUUUUGCCGAUGAGAUUUUUCAUUAUGAAAAACGUAUCGUUACACAUAUCGAUUCGGUAAAAGAAGCCGAUGAGAGUAAACUGAAUGAAAUCAAAACGUUGGCCGAAAUGAAAACGAUAGCGCCAUCUCUACCAAUAAUGGAGUCAUUGCAAGCGAUUUUCAGUCGCACCAAAAUUAGCGAUGAAACCGAAGUUUUAGUGCGUGACGUUAAUGUCUUUCGUGAGCUGUCCACGGUCGUUUCUACUUCCGAUAAAAAACCUAUUAACAAUUUCAUAAUCUGGUCUUUGGCGCGUCAUCUUUUGCCACAUUUGUCGCGGGAAUACCGUAAUUUAAUGGAGAAUUUCGAUCAUGCCAUUUAUGGGCACACUGCUACAUAUCCGCGUUGGAUGGUUUGUUCGCAAAUUGUACGCGAUUGGCUGCCAUUUGCUGUGGAAGCUUUGCAGCAGCAACAAAAUACACAGCGUACAAAGCCACACUCCAAACGUUAUGCCAAACAAGAUUACAAACAUGCCGAUGUCAGCGAUGAACCCAGCAAAACACAAGGCAAUGAUGCUUUCCUGCGUCUCAUGUAUUACAGCUUACAGAAUCAGCUGAAGGUCUCGGUCAAACAAGCUGCUUGGAUGGAUAGGCGUGUGAAGAGCUACAUUACGGAUAAGUUGACCACAAUGCGCCUUCAAAUUGGCAUACCCGAGGAGGCGCUCAAUGAGAAAUCUUACAUAAAAGAUUACUAUCAACGUUUGUUGUUGAAUAAUUUAUAUUUUGUUGAACAUUUGGAAUCGAUUUGGAGUUUUCGUAAAGCGCGCAUGGAGGCUAAAUUGAAAGCUAUGAGCAUUGUGGAUACUAUUGUUUCUGAGAUGUAUACACAAGAUGUACUACAGCCCAUAAGAUAUUCGAAUAUUUUGAAUAUGUUGAUCAUAUCGAGAGGAGUUGCGGAGUCCAAUUAUUAUGAUUACAGAUAUCCGAUCCCCGUAAAUUUCGCACGUAUUGGCGCUGAUAUUUUGGAAGUUCUAAUCGAUUCGAUUUACACAUUUGUCGAACAGUACAAAGCCGAGCAUAUGAUUUUAACAAAUGAAAGUCUCGCAGCGAGAUUCGAUCUGCCCAAAGUGGAUGUGCAGUGUAUAUUAGGCGAAGUGCAAACACAUAGUCAUGCCACAGAGCUGGAGGAGCUAUCUGCGCAUGCGUUAAGAAGUUUUCACUAUACAUUGAGUGCGGCGAAAAUUGCUGCACGUGCGCAGAGCACAUUUAUCGAGGCAAUCAAUGCGGGCAACCCCAUUAUUGGCGCAAGCACAGAUCAGGGUUUGACAUAUGAAAAGCUGCGAUUAACACAACGCCAUCGUAUGCCCGGUUUGCGUUCAUUCAACGAGAACGAGCUAUUUACGCUCGCCUAUAUGCAGAAACAUUGCAGCACGCUGAUUGCCGAUAAGCAUUAUGCGCCGAUUAAACCGCAUGUGGAGCAACAGUUGGCGGAGGAAUAUCUUUUCACAGCAACAUGGCAGCACAUACAAUUUCUGCCACGAUCAAUUAGUUGUGCGACACCCGAAACACGCUGCCCUCACAUACUCUAAGCCCUAAAUUAUAUACAAAGGAAUGUAUAUGAAAUUAGUCUUUUUAUUAAGUUUACGUUUACAUUAUCGCUAAGCCUAGAAAAUGUCAGUUCAUACACGCAUAUUGCAAAUAUAUCUGUAUUUGUACAUCUGACAUCUAAUGUUCAAACAUUCACAUUUUAUUGUAGUUUUACAUAAAAAAAUUUAAGUAUAUAAUGUACUAAAAUAAUUAUUUUCCGCUUAUUUAUUAAGUAGAGCCAAAUGUACUACAUAAUUAUGUUUUACACAUAAGCAGACAUACUCGUAUGUAUGUGUGUAUAACUUUUAUACACUAAGUUAGUUGAGUUACAAAGAUAGGGUUUUAAGAAAAAAACGACUUGCUGCGCAUCUUUCUUUUCAUCAUAACAUUUAAGUAUCGAUUUAGUUGUAUAAUCUCUCAUAAUUUAACGUAUGAAAGCAGUUGAAAGACAAGCAUGAAUUUAUAUUAAAAAAUAUAUAAAUAAUGUUAAAUGUAUAAUAGCAUAAAUUAGCUGUUACAUUAUAAGGACUAUAUAUUUAUCAUGUCAAAAUAAAUAUUAUUGAAGAAAAAAUAAGUAAAUGAGUCACUUUUCAUAUAAAA
Ceratitis capitata (Mediterranean fruit fly) is the source of this 3729-nucleotide messenger RNA. It is a transcript of the gene goe, whose product is annotated as protein gone early. Gene Ontology annotation, molecular function: metalloendopeptidase activity. Gene Ontology annotation, biological process: protein processing. Gene Ontology annotation, cellular component: plasma membrane. The transcript has 16 exons. NCBI's taxonomy places the organism in Eukaryota, Metazoa, Arthropoda, Insecta, Diptera, Tephritidae. The coding region runs from base 489 to 3131 and encodes 880 amino acids. The record is from RefSeq and is a predicted model, not a curated record.